AGCUUUUAUUUUGAAAUGUGUGAAAGGAAGCCCUGGUGUGCGUUAUUCAGGUAAGCUUGACGCAGGCGCAGAGCUCAUUUAACCUGCAGCAGCUGAAGCGUCUGCGACAGAACAAAGAGGAGAAAAUACUCAAAGCUUUUAUUUUAUCACCGGAAACAAAAAGGGUUCUGAUGGAGAAGUCCAACAGUCAGUACGACUCCUUCCUGUACUGGAGGCAGCCGAUCCCGGACCUGGACCUGGCGGUUCUGGAGGACCUGGGUCUGAGCGAGGCUCAGCCGGCCGACAGCGUGUCGUCCUCCCAGAGGGGUCAGGACGAGGAGGUGAGACAGGGAGGUCUGUCUGAGUUUUCCUCCUUCAACUAUUGGAGAGCUCCAAUCGUUGACGUGGAUUCUCUGCUGGCCGACCUCAACCUGCUGCUCUGAAACCCUCCGUCACCUGACCUCUGACCCCAGAUCACCUGACCUCUGACCCCAUAUCACCUGACCUCUAACCCUAAAUCAUCUGACCUCUGCCCCAAAUCAGCCUCACAUCACCUGACCUCUGCAGGUGCUCUUAUGUUCUCCACUAACACUGAAAGAAACAUGACAAAGUCACCAAAAUAAGAGCUUGAUUUUCACAAUAAAACGGCUCCCCAGAGAGAGAUCCUGGUUCAGAUUAAUCCUGUCUCCCUCUGCGUGCCUGUCUCUCUCUCUGUGUCUGUCUGUGUUUAGCCCCACACUCUGACUGUAAUGAGUUAGCUGGAGUUAGCUUGGACGUAUUGAUUAAUAAUUAGGUUAUUGAUUAUUGUGCUUUAAUGUCUCUGAAUGAAGAAACAGCAGGUUGACUUUGGAUGUUAAUGAUGAUGGAUAGAAGGAAGUCUGAAACGUACAGAGGACAGUGAAUGCAGCACCGGCCUCUCAAACAAUAAUUCAUCUUGUUUAUGUUUAAUCAUUUCCACAUAUUCUGAUUAUUGACUGCUAUUGGCUGAUUAAUGAUGUAAUUCAGUGACCAAUCAUUAAUGUUGAUUGAUCAGCUGAUUGUAAACCUGAGGCCACCUGAGUCCACACUGAAUCCAGAUUCUGGUCCCUUUGUGUGAACGAGGUGGACAAAAUAUCGGAAACACUGUAUUGAUCUAUUUCUGAUCCGAAUAUUUAAAUGAUUGAAGAAAUGUUUGUCAGAUUGUUUAUUUAUUGAUCUAUUUAUUGAUUGAUGGAGGAGGUGAUGUGUUCAAAGCCCUGACUUAAAGUUUUUGUUUCCAUUUGUGCCUUUUUGUUGUUUUAAUGCGGAGCUGCUUCGUCACUGUUGAUGACUGAUUGUUUAUUUGUUUAUUUAUUUAUUGGUUGUUGUGUUCUGCUGAGCCGGCCUCAAACUGGAGCCACAGGAAGGAAACAGUUCACCUGUCUGCACACCUGCCAACAAUAAAAUGUCCUUUUUUGAUCAAA
Dicentrarchus labrax (European seabass) is the source of this 1421-nucleotide messenger RNA. RefSeq names its product MLLT11 transcription factor 7 cofactor (gene mllt11). Gene Ontology annotation, cellular component: cytosol; nucleoplasm. The record is from RefSeq and is a predicted model, not a curated record. The transcript has 3 exons. Lineage: Eukaryota; Metazoa; Chordata; Actinopteri; Moronidae. Gene Ontology annotation, biological process: positive regulation of mitochondrial depolarization; positive regulation of DNA-templated transcription; positive regulation of release of cytochrome c from mitochondria. The coding region runs from base 171 to 422 and encodes 83 amino acids.